Molecule: messenger RNA, 2078 nt
Organism: Helianthus annuus (common sunflower)
Lineage: Eukaryota; Viridiplantae; Streptophyta; Magnoliopsida; Asterales; Asteraceae
Exons: 3
Coding region: 210-2078 (622 amino acids)
Molecular function (GO): zinc ion binding
Source: RefSeq, a predicted model, not a curated record
GCUGGCGCCAAGCCGUUACAGAAGGUCCGUGCCGUUUCAACACAUUGUUCGAGCCGUUUCAGCUGGCUCAAGCCGUUUCAAACCUUUAUAUUUAGUGAGUGGCCGUUAAAAAUUUUUCCCUACAUUUUUGUAUUAGUUUUUUCAACAUAUUUGUUUAAAGUUAUAAAAACAUUUGGCAUUUUGUAAAAGAAAGUUUCCAACUUAAAAUUAUGAAGAUUCGUUUGGUUGUAUACACUGGCGGAAAGUGGGAAAUCGUUAACGGAAAGUUGGAGUAUGUUGCUGAUGCUGAUUCAAGUAGACGUGGUUUAGAAAUUGAACCCAACCUUUCAUACACCGCUCUUUUAAGUAAACUGUCAAACAUUUGUAGUUCUACAAACAUUACGAAGUUAUCUUAUCGGUUGUCUUCCUUUAGUGAUCCCAUAGAUAUAAUAAACGAUGAAGAUCUUGCAAUUUUUUAUAAUUUUGCUAUGGAAAAUAUUUUUGAAAUUUAUAAAUUAUAUGUGAUUGAAGGGUUUGGUGUUGGAUCAUCUGGUUUUUCAAGUCAAAAAAAAUUUUUAGUUCCUGAUUUAAAUUUCUGUACUGAUGAAGAAAAUUAUGAUGUUGUAAACGACUCCCAACCAAAUCCUGAUAAUUCUUUCGAAAAUUGUUCGCGAUCUUCAUCAAUUACUUUUGAACCAGGUCACGUAUUUAAUAACAAAGAAGACAUGAAACUUGAAUUGGGAAAAAAAUGUUUGUUAGAACACUUUGAGUUUAAAGUAGAUAGAUCCUCUAAAACUCGGUACCAGGUGUCAUGUUUGGUCGACGGUUGCGGUUGGCGUUUCCGUGCAAGGAGUUUUGGAGAUAGUGGGGUGUUUUUUGUUAAGAGUUUUAACGAUAAACACACGUGCUCGAAGACGCUAACGUACCCACAUGUUCGUCAGGCAAACCCACAUGUUGUUGCUCAUUAUUUAAAAGAACCUUUAAAAGACAGUGGAAGAAUAUAUCGUUGUAAUGAAAUAGUGAAAGAUUUUAGACAGAGAUUCCAAGUUGAGAUAACCACUAGUCAAGCUUGGCGUGGAAAAAGUCUGGCACUAGAGCUUUUACAAGGAUCAAGCAGAGAGUCGUUCGCAGAACUACCACUUUACUGUUACAAUCUUGAGCGGGCAAAUCCUGGUUCUGUUACACAUAUCAAGACUGAUCACGAGCGUCGGUUUGAGAUGGUCUUUGUCGCGAUUGGUGCUGCGAUUCGUACCUUUAUAUGCAAUUUAAGACCGGUGGUGAUCAUUGAUGCUGCACACCUAAAGGGUGAAUUUAAGGGGACGUUAUUUUUAGCUGUUGGAAUGGAUGGAAAUAACCAAAUUUUACCAAUUUCCUACGGAAUAGGAAAAUCAGAGGAUGGUGAAUGUUGGACAUGGUUUCUGUCAAAGCUUAAAGAAUGUAUCGGUGAAAUACCUGAAAUGGCCAUAAUUUCGGAUAGAGCGAAUUCUAUACAUCUGGCUUGGGCACAGAAGAAAAUUUUUAAAAAAAUUGAAGGGUCUAGAACAUGGACGGUUGCUGGGAUUGAGUUAAACAGUUAUUCUGUUGCAGACAGUGGAAAGGGGGGUUUAGUGGACUUUGUUAAUGGAACAUGUAGUUGCCGAGUUUGGCAGGUUUCUGGUUUACCAUGCGGGCAUGUUAUCGCCGUUUCAAAAUUUUUAGGUGAAACCGACUGCAGUAAGUAUUGCUUCCCGUGUUACUCCAACGAAGUCUAUAAGAAAACUUAUGAAGAAGCGAUUUAUCCUCUCCCGCAUAGAUCUGAAUGGGAGACUCCAGAAGACCUUAUCAAUCUUCAACCGCCACAUAUGACAAAGCGCCAGGCUGGUCGUCCUCGAGAAAACAACCGAAUCUUAUCCCGCGGGGAAGAACCUACUCCCCUCUAUUGUUCCCAAUGUAACUCAUAUGGUCAUCAUCGGGAUGUAUGUCGGCAGCCCAUGCCGUCAGAAGUUCGUACUCGCAAACACCCAGACAAAGGGAAAGGGAAAGAAACCGAUAAUCCUGAUGAUUUUACACAAUCUCCUGCUGAUUAUAUGUAUCCGUCUUUCAACUUGGGAGACUUUUAA